GGCGGGCCAAGAGCUGAGCGAGCCAGGCCGGGCUCCCGAGGUCUCGGCACGCGUGUGGAAGGCGGGAUCCCCCGGCCCCUCCUCCGCCGUCGGGCGCCGCCCCGCCCCCGCCCCCGCCCGGGCCCUCCGGAGCGUGUGCAGCGAGGAGCCGGCGGGCGAGCGGGCGUCCCCGCAGCCAGCGAGCGGGAGGAGGAGCCGCGCCGCGCCAGGGGCAGCCGAGGAGCCGAAGAGGGCGCCCCAGGUGGCUGCCCCUACCCUCUCCUGAGAUGUCAGGAAGGAGGGGACCACCUGUGUCCCCCACCGGGGCCCCCCAGAGCCUGGGGGCCCCCAGCCCUGGAGCCUGGAGGUGGAGGAGGUGCUGACAGGUGCUCAGCGAGAUGCUCCUCAGCCCCUCCUGCUCCCUCCCCAUCCUCCUCCUUUUCCUCCUCCCCAGCGUUCCAAUGGAGCCCCACCCCCCACCCUUACCACUGCCCCCCUUUCUAGCCCCUGAGUGGGACCUCCUGUCCCCCCGAGUAGUCCUGUCCAGGGGCACCCCCGCCGGGCCCCCUCUGCUCUUCCUGCUGGAGGCCGGGGCUUUCGGGGAGCCAGCAGGCCGCCCUGCCAACCGCAGCCGGCGCGGGGCGAGCGAGACAGCACCCGCAAGUCGCCGGGGAGAGCUGGCUGUGUGCGAUGCGGUCAGCGGCUGGGUGACCGACCGCCGGACGGCCGUGGACCUGCGUGGGCGUGAGGUGGAGGUGCUGGGCGAGGUUCCCGCGGCUGGUGGCAGUCCCCUCCGCCAGUACUUCUUCGAGACCCGCUGCAAGGCUGACAGCACCGAGGAAGGUGGCCCCGGUGGGGGAGGAGGGGGCUGCCGGGGUGUGGACCGGAGGCACUGGGUAUCUGAGUGCAAAGCCAAGCAGUCCUACGUGCGGGCACUGACCGCUGACGCCCAGGGCCGCGUAGGCUGGCGAUGGAUUCGAAUUGACACUGCCUGCGUCUGCACGCUCCUCAGCCGGACUGGUCGGGCCUGAGGCCCAUGCCCAGGAACUGGGCAGGCAGAGGAAGAAGACGGCUGGACCCCGAGGGACCUCAGGGGUGGCCUGACCGCCCCGGGCCUCAGUUUGGGAACUUGUGAAAUGGUCACACAAUCACAGCUUUCUGACUCUGAGAGCUCAACCCAUGCCAGACAGGUGGUGGAACCAAAUGGGGUUUUGAAGGAUGAGUAGGAGUUCUCCUGGAUGAACUUGAGGGUAAUGAUGAUGAUAAUAAUAGCCCAAUUUUGCCGAGUGUCUACUGUUUGUCAGCGCUAAUACACAAUUUGUCAGAUCAA
Messenger RNA from Leopardus geoffroyi (Geoffroy's cat), 1309 nucleotides. RefSeq names its product neurotrophin 4 (gene NTF4). Gene Ontology annotation, cellular component: extracellular region. Gene Ontology annotation, molecular function: growth factor activity; nerve growth factor receptor binding. The coding region runs from base 378 to 1010 and encodes 210 amino acids. The transcript has 3 exons. Gene Ontology annotation, biological process: neuron projection morphogenesis; positive regulation of peptidyl-serine phosphorylation; nerve growth factor signaling pathway. Lineage: Eukaryota; Metazoa; Chordata; Mammalia; Carnivora; Felidae. The record is from RefSeq and is a predicted model, not a curated record.